GCCACCAGCCACCCUUGCGCCCUGCCCCGGGUCAUCAUGGCCUGCCUGAGUCCCUCACAGCUCCAGAAGUUUCAGGAGGAUGGAUUCCUGGUGCUGGAAGGGUUCUUAUCUGCAGACAAGUGUGAGGUCAUGCAGCAGAGGAUUGGUGAGAUCGUGGCCGAGAUGGAUGUCCCUCUCCACAGUCGCACGGAAUUUUCUACCCAGGAGGAGGAGCAGCUGCGAGCCCAGGGCAGCACAGACUAUUUCUUAAGCAGUGGUGACAAGAUUCGAUUCUUCUUUGAGAAAGGCGUCUUUGACAAACAAGGAAAUUUCCUGGUUCCACCGGAGAAAUCCAUCAACAAAAUUGGCCAUGCCCUGCAUGCCCAUGACCCAGUCUUCAGGCGUGCCACACACUCCCCCAAGGUGCAGGCUUUGGCCAGAAGUCUGGGCCUCCAGAUGCCUGUGGUGGUGCAGAGCAUGUAUAUCUUUAAGCAACCUCACUUUGGAGGUGAAGUCACCCCUCACCAGGACGCCUCCUUCCUGUACACGGAGCCCCUGGGCCGGGUGCUGGGCCUGUGGAUCGCUCUGGAAGACGCCAUGCUGGAGAAUGGCUGCCUCUGGUUUAUCCCUGGCUCCCACACAGGUGGAGUGUCAAGAAGGAUGGUCCGGGCCCCUGCUGGCUUGGCACCUGGCACCAGCUUCCUCGGGUCGGAGCCAACCCGGGAUAACAGCCUCUUUGUGCCCACACCAGUGCUGAGAGGGGCCCUCAUCCUGAUCCAUGGAGAAGUAGUGCACAAGAGCGAGCGGAAUUUCUCUGACCGCUCGCGCCACGCCUACACUUUCCACCUCAUGGAGGCCGCUGGCACUGUCUGGAGCCCAGAUAACUGGCUCCAGCCGACCCCUGAGCUGCCCUUUCCCCCACUGUACACCUAAAGGCCCUCUCAGGGCCGGGACACGUCCGCUCUUGGGUGAAGCUGCGGGCCACCAAUGCCAGCGCCUUGCCCGACCGCCUGGCCUCAACAGGGAAGCCACGU
Molecule: messenger RNA, 1013 nt
Organism: Budorcas taxicolor (takin)
Lineage: Eukaryota; Metazoa; Chordata; Mammalia; Artiodactyla; Bovidae
Gene: PHYHD1
Product: phytanoyl-CoA dioxygenase domain containing 1
Exons: 11
Coding region: 37-912 (291 amino acids)
Source: RefSeq, a predicted model, not a curated record